AUGUCAAUUCCCACCAACGUCGAUGCGAUCACUAUAUCAAAGACGGGAGGUAUUGAAGUAAUCGAGAAGACGACAGUCAAACUCGACGACGAUCCCAGCCAUAUAAUAGUCAAAGUUGAGUACUGUGGUGUCAACUUCAUCGAUAUAUACCAUAGGCAAGGUGUAUUCCCGUUGAAAGAAUUCCCUGCCGUACUAGGCAAGGAGGCCGCCGGCACCAUUGUCCGUUUGCCUUUAGCCUCAGAUGUACUGGAGAACGAGGAUUAUCAGAAACGGGGAUACAAAGUUGGGGAUAUAGUCGCAGUGGAUUUUGUUCCAGCGGGCGCAUUCGCGACAUACGUGUCACUACCUUUCAAGACCGUCUACCGUGUAGGCUCUUCUGUCACCUCCCUGACUGCAGCCGCCUCGCUCGUUCAAGGACUCACCGCUGUGACAUUCUUCGAAGAGGCUUACCAGGUUAAGAAGGGCGACACUAUACUGAUCCACACCGUCGCUGGUGGCCUGGGUCUACUGUUUACUCAGCUAGCCAAGCAUCGAGGUGCGACGGUGAUUGGGACGACAUCGACGUCAGAGAAGGCAACCCUGGCGAAAUCGUACGGCGCAGACUACGUCAUAUUGUACAAGAGCGAAGAUACGGUAACAAGGGUGCUUGAGAUUACCAACGGAGAAGGUGUCAACGCAAUCUUUGACGGCGUCGGGAAGGACACGUUUGACAAUAACUUCAAGAUGAUACGGAGGAAGGGAACUAUCGUUGUAGUUGGAAAUGCUUCGGGGUUGCCCGCUCCAUUUCCAGUACUGAAACUUGUAGAGAGGAACAUCACCAUUCUGCGACCAACAAUGAAUAACUACCUCUUCACACCAUCGGAGACAUUGAAUUACGGCAAUGUGUUGUUUUCAUUGAUUGCUCAGGGAGUCAUCAAGCUCAAUGUAGUUAAAGAAUUGCCAUUCACUGCUGAUGGUGUGAAGCAAGCUCAGAAGGAUCUGGCAGGUGGAAUAACCACUGGGAAACUGGUAAUUAAAGUAGAGUAG
Messenger RNA from Pleurotus ostreatus (oyster mushroom), 1026 nucleotides. RefSeq lists its product as uncharacterized. Gene Ontology annotation, biological process: cellular response to oxidative stress. The transcript is spliced from 8 exons. The record is from RefSeq and is a predicted model, not a curated record. Gene Ontology annotation, cellular component: cytoplasm. Gene Ontology annotation, molecular function: quinone reductase (NADPH) activity. Lineage: Eukaryota; Fungi; Basidiomycota; Agaricomycetes; Agaricales; Pleurotaceae. The coding region runs from base 1 to 1026 and encodes 341 amino acids.